Messenger RNA from Melitaea cinxia (Glanville fritillary), 732 nucleotides. RefSeq lists its product as uncharacterized. Bases 135 to 665 code for a protein of 176 amino acids. Lineage: Eukaryota; Metazoa; Arthropoda; Insecta; Lepidoptera; Nymphalidae. The record is from RefSeq and is a predicted model, not a curated record. The transcript is spliced from 4 exons.
GUCGAUCUAAUUGAAGUCAGUUUUUUUCGUUUGCGAGCAAACACAAUUAUUGGUUCUGAAAUACUAAUUUGCUAAGGUAGUAUAAUUAUUCAUUUAAACAAUUUCAGUAUGUUCUUAAUGACACCGUAGAAGAAAUGGACGGCAAUGAUCUGGUAUUAUUUGAAAAAGCAUACUCAACUAUGAAUCGUGAUUAUGAGCAAUAUUCUGAAGAAGAGGAACCUGUUUUACAAAAUCAGAAAGUGGCAUCAAUGCAUGAAGUAGAUUUAAUGGCUACGAUUUCUAACGAAAAUGUAACAUCGUGUCAAGUAUUGGAGAAAAAAGGAUUGAAUGCUACAUCCGAAGUAUUAAGUUCUGGUCCUGGUUCACGAAAGAGUAACAUUGUACGUCGUUGUCGGAAUCAAGGAGCAAAACUUUUGUCGUGUUUGAAGGGAUGGCGACGAAAAUUACUUGGGAAACACAAGGAUAAUAGUGUUUGUGGAUCGAUCGGAGGUCUUUGUCCAUUAUCAGCCGAUGCACGCUGUCGAACGUCUAGUCUUUUUGAUCAGCGAAAUCUACAUACGCCAUCUCCUUCUAGACCAACAGUUUGGAAGUUUAAUACUGUUAAUGAAGCUAUAGUUCAUUCCUCUCGUUGGAGAGAAUUUGAUCCCGAAAUGAAUUUGGAAUAAAAAAAAUGCUUUGAAUUUUAUUACUUUGUAAUUGAAAUUAUCUUUAAUAAAGAAAAUUCUUAAUUAA